CGAGAGUUAGACGUGUCUGGUGGUUGGUCUGCGGCUGGUUUGUUCGUAAAAUUGUCUUGAGUUUUUGAGAAAGUACUUUUUUUGUGGAUGAAUUUUCUGUUUUUGUUGGUUCGAUUCGUGACGCGGCUCUAUCAUUUCGGGGUGAGUUUCGGCUCCCUCCAUAUAAUAUUGGAAAACAGAGCCCAGAAUAUGCCCUCUUUUGUGAUUAAAAUCACUUAAAAAGGACCGCAGGCAGCAUCAUAAACAAGCCGGAUCCAAAAGUUGAAAUCGUUCGGACGUGUGUAUGUGAGUUGGUGAUUGUGUAGGUGCAUGUGUCCAUCGUGUUUCGUACACAUAGAAGGGUCGUCACAGUGAAAACGUGUAUGAAAGAAAAUUGAAAAUUGCACAGUGCUAGAGGAAAUAUCAAGUCGCACGCACGCAUACAAGCGCGUGGCGUGCGAAUGCAUUGUGCGAUGACAUUGUCCGUGUUGAAAGUGUUGAGGGCGACGGAGGUAGACGCGAUGGUCAACAAAAAGAAAUGUCAAAAAUAUGGUCUCUCUUGGAGCUUGGUGUGGUGUAAUUUCCACACGGUUUUGUUGUUAGCCGGCUGUGUUUUGAUUGCUAAUUUACAGGUGGUAAGUGGUGUUUCGUGGGGUGGAGUGAAUAUUAGUCAACUUUCUGCCGGUCAACACUUUGAAAGUCAUGGAGUUACACCAACAAUCGAACGGAGGACAAUGCCACCGUUGGGAGAUGAUACAUCAUGCACGCAUCCUUCAUCAUUCAAAUGUGAUAACGGCCAGUGUAUUCCAUUGCGAUGGAAAUGUGAUUCAAAAUUUGAUUGUGAUGAUAAAUCAGACGAACCAGCAGAGUGUGGAUCUGCAGUAGAAUGUAAUCCGGAGCAGUUCCAAUGUGUAGUUUCAAGGAAAUGCAUUCCUAAGAGUUGGAUUUGUGAUGGAGACUAUGACUGCGGAACAUAUGACCAUUCUGAUGAAAGAAAUUGCUCAAAAACCAAUUGCCUUCCUUACCAAACUGAGUGCGCCAACGGCUACUGCUUAGAUAUAUCAAAAUUUUGUGAUGGUCAUGCCGAUUGUGAUAACGAUGAACAUUAUUGUGGAAAUAAAACGGCUGCAUGCAAGACUCUUAAUUGUUCCUAUAAAUGCACGAUAACGACAAAAGGACGUCCAACGUGCUAUUGUCCGCCAGGACGACAACCGAAUGGAACUUUGUGCCAAGAUUUCAAUGAAUGCUCAAUCGAAGGAAUAUGCGAUCAGAUUUGUACCAACACGCCAGGAUCAUAUACGUGCUCAUGUGUUUCCGGUUAUAAAGCCGUGAAAAAUCGAUGUUUCGCUAUUAAUGUGCCAAUAACGGAUAACGCCACACUUGUGUUUUUCACCAGCAACGAAGUGCGUCUCGUAAAUUUCAAAGGAAUGAAAAAUAUGAGCUAUAAUUUGCCGACGAACUAUAAAGAAGUGACGGAAAUAGAAAUAUAUCAUCGCAAUCGAACCGCGUGUGCGUUGUAUUCGGAUCUCUCAUCCAGAAUUUUAAGAUGCCAUAAUAUUGAUAGUGCCAUUGAGAGCUGGGAUGUUUCGCUGCCGGAACAAUUUAUUGGAUCAUUUAUAAUUGAUCACAUACGUCUUGAUUGGAUUUCGGGUAAUUGGUAUUUUUUGAAUACGAGUCCUGGCUGUAUCGUCCUGUGCAGGAAUGAUAUGCAAUAUUGCUCAUUUUUGCUGGAAACCGAAAUAAACAAACCUUCCUCAGUAGCUUUGGAUCCGACAAAAGGAUUCAUGUUUUAUUCGGAGUGGACCCCAUUGUUGUGCCGAGCUGGUCUGGAUGGUUCAAACCGUACAGUUUUAGUUUCACAGAAAAUUUAUUAUCCUUUUGGAUUAACUUUGGACCUAGCAAAUGAACAUGUCUAUUGGAUUGAUACCUACUUGGAUUUCGUUGAACGAGUUGAUUACAAUGGAAAAAAUCGAUGGUCGCUGAAGAAAGAACCGAACACUCAGUAUCUACUCAAAUCACUAUACUCCAUUGAAAUCUUUGAGAAUACAAUUUUCGUCGCAUCGUGGGCUAACAAAAGUGUAUCUUCGAUAGAUAGAUUUACCGCCAAACCAACUCGCAUCGUGAAUAACGUAGAGAAAGCUUCCGGUCUUCGAGUUUUUCAUCGUCAGCGACAACCUGAAGUUGCUCAUCCGUGCCGUGAUCGCAAUGGUGGCUGUAAUCAAAUCUGCAUACCAAUGUGGAAAAAUAAUGUUGCCAUAGCACAGUGUCUGUGCUCGCCGGGUUACCGGCUGAAGACAAAACAGGAAUGCGUACUUGUGAAGCAUGAGUCGUUUCUACUAUAUGCAACUGCCGGGGUGACACGAAUUAAGGGUAUAUCGCUAUCGGCUAAUCAAACAUUGCCAGGGGGUGGAAACCAGGAGACAAUUGUGCCUGUCCUUAAUGUUGAAACGCCCGUCGCUUUCGAUUACAACGUAAAAGAGCAGCUACUGUACUUCAGGAAGAACGACGAAAAGACAAGAGAGUUUGUCAUAUACAGCCAGAGAUUCGAUGGCACUGGAAGAAAACGCUUGCUAACCACCCCAGAUGCGACUAUAGCAUUGGCGUAUGACUGGAUCUCGAACUAUAUCUAUCGGAGCGAAACGAAUGUAAUUUACGUUACAGAUUUGAAAAAUACGUCAUUAGUGCGAACACUAGACAUUAAUAUGGACGCUAUGUCUCUAGCUGUUGACCCACAGCGGGGAGUGUUGUAUUUUUCUACUUGGUCGGAAGUGAGUUAUUCUGAAGGUGGAGCCAUUAUGAGCAUAUGGUUGGAUGGAACACAUAAGGAGGUAUUGACGAAUUCAUCUACGAAUCGAAUUGUUUGGCCGAUCAGUUUGAAUAUUGAUUACAUGGAGAAGAAACUUUACUGGUGCGACAUGAAACUCAACUCAAUAGAGCGUAUGGGCCUCGAUGGCAGUGACCGUGAAAUCCUUUUCCAGCAAGUCUCCUUCUAUCCAUCCUCGGUUGCAUAUCACAACGAAUUCGUUUUCUGGUCUGAAGCGUAUAAAAAGAAAGUUUUACGCUUCCACAUUUCAACAAAUGCUUCAGAAGUGCUUUCAAAGAUGGUAACUUUGGCUGUUGAAAAACAUCCUGUAUCGAAUCUGAAAGUUUUCGAUAAUAUGACGCAAACUGGAAUGAAUGACUGCGUUAAAACAAAAUGCCCAGGAUUGUGUCUUUAUACACCAAAAGGACCUGUGUGCAAGUGUCCAAAUGGAUUUUCCUUGAAUGGGAAUGGGAGCAAGUGCAUUCCCACUAUUAACUACGAACAUCCUGCUGUGGUGUGUAAGGAUAAGUUCAUGUGUCGAUCGAAGAAGCAAUGUUUGGAUGCAAAGGAUUUGUGCGAUGGAGUCGACGAUUGCCAGGAUGGAAGUGAUGAAGAUUAUUCAGAAAAAGGACCAUGCAAUGCAAGGACUUGCGAUAAGGAGUUGAAUUUUGUAUGCGAUUUGGAUCGUUGUUUGCAGAGGACCCUGCGAUGCAGUGAUAAGUCGUAUUGUAGGGAUCAGACGGAUCAGAAAGAUUGUCACAUUCAUAUUUGCAAUGAUAAUGAAUUCAAAUGUUCGCAAAGUAAGAAGUGCAUACCAAAAGCUUGGGUGAAUGACGGAGAGUUUGACUGUGGACCAACUGACUUUUCUGAUGAAGUUCCCUUGCUUUUGCCGAAAUGUGAAGAAUUCGAGUGUAGGAAUUCAAGAUGCCUUCUCUUUGUGAAUGCCUGUGAUGGAUUGGAUCAAUGCGGGGACAACUCCGACGAAGAGGACUGUGACUCCUAUUGUGGGCCAAACGCAAAGUAUUGCUUUCCAAAGGGAUGUUAUACAGAGGAGCAUAUUUGCGAUGGUAUCCAUGAUUGCUUCGAUUUCAGUGACGAAAUCAACUGCACUACUGUACCCAAGAGUGAUAACCAUGAAGAAACGUUUUCACUCGAUCCGUGUGGUAAGGACGAAUUUCAAUGUGCACACUUUAUCGACUGCAUUCCACAACACCUGGUAUGCAAUGGAAUUGUUGACUGUUUGGAUCAGUCGGAUGAAAGAAACUGCACAGAAAUACACAAGCCACCUCCAGUUAACGAAACUGUUGACUGUGUGUAUCCUGACAGGAUAUGCUCCAUAACAAAUAAAUGCAUUCAAGUUCAUCAGCUCUGCGAUGGACGCAUUGACUGUCCUGACGAAACAGAUGAAGGAUUCCGAUGUGCUGAGAAAGUCUGUGAUCAUAUAACAGCGUGUUCGCAUUUUUGUCAUAACGCUCCCGAAGGAUAUGUGUGCUCGUGUCCUCUUCACAUGUUUCUGAGAGGCAAUGGCAACUGCAGCAUGGAACAUUCAUGCGAACACUGGGACACAUGUUCGCAAAUUUGUGAGCCAAAGGGCAAAACAUACAACUGUAAGUGCUUGCCAGGAUACACUUUGCAAUAUGACCAAUUCUCAUGCAAAAGCAACAAUCCUGAUUCUCCGUAUGUGAUAUUCAGCAAUCGGCAAGAAAUUAGAGGAGUCGAUCUGAAAACUUCGGUUGUAAAGAACUUCUACGCCGAUCUUAAAAACACGAUCGCUCUUGAUUUCUUAUAUCUAAAUGAUUCUAUUCAGAUAUUUUGGACGGACGUUAUUGAUGACAAAAUUUAUCGCGGAUUUUUGGUGGGAGAGUCAUUGACUAAUAUUGAAGCGGUGGUCCAAUCGGGCUUAUCCACAGCCGAAGGACUUGCGGUCGAUUGGAUCGGUAUGAACCUUUAUUGGAUCGACAGCAAUCUGGAUCAGAUUGAAGUUUCCCUGGUCAACGGAAGUUUUCGUCGAACGCUGGUUGCAGGGGAAAUGGAAAGCCCUCGAGCAAUUGCCUUGGACCCACGUGAAGGACUGCUUUUCUGGACAGAUUGGGAUGAGAAUUACCCUCGAAUCGAACGCUGCUCAAUGGCCGGAGAAGAUCGGAAAACUAUCACUCAAGUUAAUCAAAUAAGUGGUGGUGGAGCAUGGCCAAAUGGUUUGACUCUGGAUUAUACCCAAAAGAGAGUCUAUUGGGUUGAUGCGCGCUCCGAUUCCAUACAUACCACCAAAUAUGAUGGCAGUGAACCCCAUUUGGUUACACGAGAUCAAGAGACUUUGUCACACCCAUUUGCAAUUUCGCUUUUCGAGAACUAUGUGUACUGGACGGAUUGGCGAACGAAUUCAGUUAUAAGAGCGAAUAAAUGGAAUGGAACCGACAUUCAAGUGAUUCAACGAACACUGACCCAACCAUUCGGGAUUCAAGUCUUGCAUUCCAGUCGGCAGCCAAGAGAUGGAAUAAAUCCCUGUAGCAAAAAUAAUGGUGGUUGCUCCCAUUUGUGUUUGCUGAGCACGAACAAAACCUUCAAAUGUGCCUGUCCGCAUGUCAUGCGACUAGACAUGAAGGACCAGAAAACUUGCGUUCCCAACGAGCAGAUCCUGCUAUUCAUCAUGACUAGUGAAAUUCGAGGCAUAGACUUGAUGCAGCCCAAUCAUCACACGAUUCCAACCAUUAGCCAUACGCCCCAGAUAGCAGAGCCUCAAAGUAUUGAUUACACCGUGAGCGAUAGUCGAUUAUACUGGUCUGAUACGCAAUUGAAUGAAAUCAAAACUGCUGGACUAUCAAAUGGAUUAAUUGAAACUGUUCUCAACAAUGACAUCCAAAGCCCAUAUGGCUUCGCAGUCGAUUGGAUUUCAAGGAGUAUGUUCGUCUCAACAGGCAAGGAAAAAUGCCGAAUUAUCGCCUGCAAUUUGAAGGGUGAAUAUGUAACUGAAAUCCUGAAUGAUUUGUACGUUGUGAAGAGUAUCACACUAGAUCCUGUGAGAGGGACCAUGUACUGGUCUCAUGCAGAUGAGGAAGCAAAAAUAUUCAGGAUCGAAUCAAGCGCUCUAGAUGGGUCAUCGCGACGAGAGCUUCUGACGACCAACAAAUCAACGCAUAGUCUCACGAUCGAUUUUGCUUCCAAUCGGCUAUAUUUUGUUUAUCAAAAUUCUGGGAUCAUUUCCUAUUUGGAUCUAGCCACAUAUAAGGUGCACAAUGUCCUUUCUUCAAGCGAAGUGAUGUCGAUUAGCAGCGUUACUGUGUAUAAUAAUUCCAUUUAUUUCCCUGAAAAUAUCCAAAGCGUGAUAAUGUCCUGUGAUAAAACUGCAUGUUCGAAUUUGACGACUCUGAGAAAGAAUACAAAUAGUGUACAAGCAACAAAGAUGUACUUCCUGGGUGCUCAGCAAGGUACAAAUACAUGCGCUCGAAAUCGCGGUGGUUGUCAACAUCUAUGUUUGGCAGUUUCGAAUGUGGCUCACGUGUGUAAAUGUGCAAUUGGAUAUACACAGGAUGCAACCAAUGCAACACGCUGCGUGGGCAAAGAUGAAUUCGUCCUAUAUUCGAUAAUGCACGAGCUGAAAGGGAUCGACCUUUACUCCAAAGAUGUCCCAAUUGAGCAUUAUGAGAGCAGUAAGACACUUGGCCCAAUAUCCCUAGUAUCCUUGGCUACAAAUAUUGACUAUGAUUACGCCAACGACUACCUCUACUGGGCGGACAACGAAAAAGGGACGAUCACACGUGUCCAUCGGGAUGGCACGGGAAGGCAGGUGAUCCUGCAACAAGGCGACCAGUUGGACUCUAAAAAUUCAGACUGGCUAGGCGGGAUAGCCGUGGAUUGGGUGGCUGGUAACAUUUAUUGGAGUGACCAAAAACGGAACUACAUUGAAGUAGCUCGCCUGAAUGGUUCAUACCGCUACGUUGUAUUGUCAAAUAUAGAAAAGCCAACAAUUUUGGCAGUGGAUCCAGUUGCCGGUUUGCUAUUCUACGUUGGCGAUGGUAUUAUAGGACGGACAGGUUUAGAUGGCAGCCAAACCUUCAUUCUAGUGAAUCAGACCAAGUCAGUCAAUAAUUUGCUCCUGGACGUUGACAAUCAAGUUGUCUACUGGUGCGAAACCGGAAGGGAUGUUAUCAUGCGUGCGGACUAUGAUGGCAACAGAAAAACAACUAUCAAAAAGUCAAUUAAUCAUAGUUCUGACAACUCAGUCGCUUUAGGCUUAAUCGACAAUUACCUGUACUGGGCCGAAACAACAUAUCAAAAAGGUAUCAUCAAAGUUGCCCCAUUGAACAACUUAUCAGAUUCCAUAACGCUAAUAAAGAGUGAAGGCAAUUCUUUGAAGGAUCUGAAAAUUUUCUCGAAGCGGAUUCAAAAGGGGACGAACCUUUGUGCAAUAGACAAUGGCGGAUGCCAGGAAUUAUGUCUUUUCAAUGGAACGCACCCCGUGUGUGCAUGCUCGCAUGGAAAGGUUUCUGCGGAUGGGCGCUCAUGUGAAGACUAUGAUAUUUUCCUGAUUUAUUCCCGUGGUGCUUCGAUUGACAGCAUUCACAUGAGUGACCACCUGAACAUGAAUCGCCCGAUCGGCCGAAUCCAGAAUUCUACCUUCAUGAGGAACACAAUUGGGCUAGCAUUCGACUAUGAGAACAGUCGAAUUUUCUAUUCAGAUAUCCAUCUAAGCUCCAUUGUGUGGGUGUAUUUCAACGGGACGAAUCAUACCAGGAUCGUUAGCAAUCAGCCUACCGUCGAAGGAAUCACAUAUGAUCCAAUCAACGGACAACUCUACUGGACCUCGAAUAGUGACGCAGCCAUCCGAGCCAUCAAUAUGAAAGUAGCAGGGACCAACGUAGAUAACAACGUAGCCCUGGUGCGUCAAAUUGUGAAAUUGAAUUCCUUAGAUAAGCCCCGAGGGAUAGCAGUAGAACCAUGUAUUGCCAUGGUAUACUGGGCCAACUGGAAUGCCCAGGCAGCCUCAAUUCAACGGGCCUAUGUUUCGGGGACCGGAUUAGAAAGCAUUAUUAAAACAGAUAUUCGAAUGCCAAACGCUCUAACCAUCGACUAUACUGAGAGAAAGCUUUACUGGGCUGACGCACGACUAGAUAAAAUUGAGAGAGCCGACUUGGAUGGAUCACAUCGUGUAGUCCUGGCUCAUUCAACACCCAAGCAUCCAUUUGCUAUGGCCGUAUACGGCGAUCUAUUGUUCUGGACCGACUGGGUUCUUCAUGCAGUCAUUCGCGCAAAUAAAUAUUCAGGAGCUGACGUGGUCUUCCUACGAAAGGAUGUCGGUCGUCCUAUGGGAAUUGCUGCUGUACAGAAUAUAACACAAAAUUGCGAUGGUAACUUGUGCCACAUUCUCAAUGGUGGUUGCGAAGAUGUUUGCACUUUGGAUCAGUACGGAGCAGUGAAAUGUGAGUGUACUCAUGGUGUCCUGGCACCGGAUGGAUAUCGAUGCCUUUCACAGAAUAAUGACAAAUGUGCAAAAGAAUCGUUCCUGUGCAACUCAGGCGAGUGUAUACCAUUCCAGCUUACCUGUGACGGCGUAUUCCACUGCAUUGAUGGCUCCGAUGAAAAGGACAGUUUCUGUUCGGUUCGCGCGUGUCCUGAAGGAUUCUUUAUGUGCACGAAUAGACGAUGCAUAAUUGCUAAUCAAACAUGCGAUGGAGUGCAAAAUUGCAGCGAUGGAACAGACGAGUUGAAUUGCAUUUGUCCAACUGGUCAUUUCAAAUGCAAUAUUGGAUAUUGUAUACCAGCAAGUUCAAGGUGUGAUAACGCUCCAGACUGCCCAGAUGCAUCGGAUGAAAUGCAUUGUACGCCUCGAAUAUGCGAGCAAGGCUUUUUCCAGUGUGAAAGUACUACAGCCUGCUACAUGGAAACAUGGAAAUGUGAUGGCGAAAACGAUUGCUGGGAUAUGAGUGACGAAGCCAAUUGCACGUCUAUAGCGAAGUUAGAGUGCGCAGUUGGCCAAUUCCGUUGUGCCAACGGGCAUUGCAUCAGCGAAAAAUGGCACUGUGAUAGCGAAGAUGACUGUUUGGACGGAGAACCUGGAAAACUCUCAUCUGAUGAGAUUGAUUGUGACAUUCGCUGCAAAUAUAAUGAAUUCAAAUGCGACAAUACUUGUCUUCCAAGUACCUGGGAGUGUGAUGCUUCAGCCGAUUGUCAAGAUGGAUCAGAUGAAGGAGAUCACUGUGCAUAUAGGAACUGCUCCGAGCACAUGUUUAAAUGCAAGUCUUCCGGAAAAUGUAUUUCGAAAGCGUGGGUCUGUGAUGGAGAUGCUGACUGCAGUGAAGGUGAAGACGAACUUUCUUCGGAAUGCUCCAUAACAGUAACUGGGAUAGGGCACUGCCCACCAAGCUCGUUUUCAUGUUCCAAUGGAGAUUGUAUUGAGUCCGCCUAUGUUUGCGAUGGUGAUGCCGACUGUGCUGAAGGAGAAGACGAGUAUGAGGAUUGCGAGUGGUCGCCCCUUGCUCAUCCGAACUGCACUGUGGAUCAGUUCCGAUGUGACAAUCAGGCAUGCAUUUCGAAAAAUUUAACCUGCGAUUCUGUCAACGAUUGUAAAGACGGUUCUGAUGAAAGCCCAGAUCUGUGCCGGAACUCAACUAAGGUUUGUUCACCACCGGAAUUUUUCAGAUGCAAUACAGGUGCCUGUGUCCGUGCUAGUCAGCUAUGCGAUGGACGAAACGAUUGCAUGGAUUACAGUGACGAAGCUUCCUGCGGUGUUAAUGAGUGCCUUCUUUCAAACAUGUGUCAACAUAAGUGCAUAGAUCUUAAAAUUGGAUAUGAAUGCUCCUGUCAUCCGGGGUAUGAAGUUAGCCCGAAUAAUCCCAAUGCAUGUCGCGAUGUCAAUGAAUGCGAGACAAUUCAUCCUUGUACUCAGAUAUGCAUAAACACUAUCGGGUCAUACCACUGUUCGUGCAAGGAUGGCUACCUUCUUAAGGACAAACACGUUUGCAAGGCUACCAGCAAUGAGACAACUAAACUGAUUUUUUCCAACCGGUAUUACAUUCGUCAAGUUAACAUGGCAGGAAAUAGUUCAAUCCUGAUACAUCAGCUGUCAAAUGCAGUCGCCCUGGAUUUCGAGUGGAAGACUAAGUGCUUAUACUGGUCAGAUGUCACCUCAGAAUUAAGCACUAUCAAGCGGCAGUGUGGGGAUGAAAAUAGGACCACUCUACUUCACCAUUCAAUGCUAAAGAAUCCGGAUGGCUUAGCUGUCGAUUGGGUUGCCGGAAACUUAUAUUGGUGUGACAAGGGUCUGGACACGAUUGAGGUAUCAAAACUGGACGGUAAAUACCAAAAGGUUCUCAUAAAUAAGAACCUUCGCGAACCUCGUGCUAUCGCUGUUGAUCCCUUCCGGCGUAAUAUAUACUGGUCUGAUUGGGGAGACUCUCCUUAUAUUGGUAAAGCUGGCAUGGAUGGCUCAAAUCGAAAGGUGAUCAUUCGGGAUAAAUUAGGUUGGCCAAAUGCCUUGACUAUAAGCUUCGAAACUAAUGAACUGUACUGGGGUGAUGCGCGGGAGGAUUUUAUAGCAGUGAGUGAUUUAGAUGGCAAUAAUCCUCGCGAGUUGUUGUCAAGACGAACGAAUCCAUCACUCAACCUACAUCAUAUUUUCGCGAUUGCAGUGUGGGAAGACAGAGUUUAUUGGACAGAUUGGGAGACCAAGUCGAUUGAGUAUUGUAACAAACACGAUGGGCAAAACUGUUCAAAGCUGACCACUACUAUUCAUCGGCCAAUGGAUCUUAGGGUAUACCACCCCUAUCGUCAAAGAGAAAUCCCCAAUCCCUGCGAGAACGCCAACUGUUCAACGCUCUGCGUAUUGUCUCCAGAUCCACCCUAUUAUAAAUGUCUUUGCCCCGAGAAUUUCGUCCUUGAAGCAGAUGGUCGGUCCUGUCGAGCGAAUUGCACGCCUGCACACUUCCAAUGCGCUUCAACCUACAAAUGCAUACCUUUCUACUGGAAGUGUGACACCCAAGACGAUUGCGGUGAUCGAUCUGACGAACAUGAAAACUGCCCCAAAUUCGUGUGCGAGAUAGGCCAGUACCAAUGUGCGAAUUCGAAGUGCAUCCAUCCUCGUCAAAUUUGCGAUGGAAAAAAUCAAUGUGGCGACAAUUCUGAUGAACUGGAUUGCGAUCAGUUCACCUGUUUUGAAAACGAUAUUAAGUGCGGGAAAUCGGAAAAUUCGUCAGCCUUUUGCCUGGAUUCGAGUAAAAAAUGUGAUGGUCAGCGAAACUGUCCCAACGGCGAGGACGAGCUAGAGUGCAGCAAAAUAAACUGCACAGCUAACCAGUUCCAAUGUGGAUCAGGAUCCUGCAUUCCAUUGGUUUGGGUUUGCGAUGGCGACACAGAUUGUUCCGAUCAAAGUGACGAAAUGAGCUGUGGCAACCGAGUUUGCGGAACGACUGAAUUCAAAUGCAAGUCAGGACGCUGCAUUCCGAUGCUCUGGAAAUGUGAUGGAGAAGAGGACUGCAUAGGGGGCGACGAUGAACCGGACUCCUGCAAUGCGUCUAUGUCGCAUACUUGUGAGCCCAGCUAUUUCAUGUGCAAAAACAAUAACAAAUGCAUCCCUGGAAGGUGGCGUUGUGAUUAUGAUGACGACUGCGGCGACAGGAGCGAUGAAAUGGAUUGUGUUAUGCGAAAUUGCUCUGAAAGUGAAUUUAGAUGUAGCAACGGAAAAUGCAUAAAACACAACUUCCGCUGCGACGGAGAAAUGCAUUGCGAUGAUGCCAGCGACGAACAAAACUGCAAUAUCACCUGCCUCGAUGGUGAUUUCAAAUGUUCAGUGUUCAAUAUAUGCAUUAACAAGAUAUAUAAGUGCGACGGGGAUGAUGACUGUCCAGAUGGUUCGGAUGAAGUGAAUUGCGACUGCCCUUCGGAUCACUUCCUUUGUGCUGAUGGAAAAUGCAUUUUGAAUCGAUGGCGAUGCGAUGGAUGGUCAGAUUGCGCUGACGGUUCAGAUGAAACAGUUGAAGCAUGUGCGAAUGUUCCGUGUCAUGUGAAUGCUUAUAAAUGUAGAAAUCACAAAUGCAUUCGCAAGGCUGCCCUCUGCGAUGGCGUGGACGACUGCGGCGAUAAUGCUGAUGAGAGUGCCGAAGUAUGUGCAGCGCUUCCGAAAUGCCGACAUGAUCAAUUCCAAUGUGAGAACGAUCGUUGCAUCCCUAAGAAAUUCCGCUGUGAUGGCCAAUACAACUGCAUCGAUGGAUCAGAUGAAAUGAACUGCAAGGCUCCUGUGUGUGCCUUCGGGACAUGCUCUCACAUUUGUACUGAAAAGAAACUUGGAAACUACAAUUGUAAAUGUGCUGCGGGCUAUGAGAAGGGAAGUAAAAAGAACGAUACCUGCUACGCGACGGGACCUGAUCAAAUCCUGCUUCUUGCUUCGGAAGAAGAAUUCCGCUUCAUUCUUCCGCAGAAAUACGAAGGAACCACUGUUAUGGGUUUUAUUCAGACAGGAAGCCUGAAAAUCGAUGUAUUUGAUUUUUACUUGAGUAAAAGUGAUUUGCUUGUUUUCUGGAUCGACUCCCAUCACAACAAGAUUCAUACAAUGAAAAUGCAUCCUUUGGCGGAAUCUAAGGACAGUCAACGGUUUAAACGAAACUUUGAAGAUUUAGUAGCUUUCGAUAUACCGAACUUAGAUGAUCCUAAAUCGUUAGCGGUUGAUUGGGUGAACGCUAAGCUCUACAUAAUUGACUCAAAACACAACAAAAUCAUCGCAACAGAUUUGGAGGGUAAAUCCUACAUUUCCCUCGUCUCGACUGGCAUGCACCCAAUGGAUAUUGUGUUAGACCCAGAGACAAGGUUGAUGAUAUGGUCAACUAUGGAGAAUGGCAUUUUAGUGGCGUCAAUGGAUGGUUCGAACAAGAAGAGCCUUGUUGAAAUGGAUGUUGGUUGGCCAAUCAGCAUGUCCAUAGACUACCCAACGGGUCGCCUAUAUUGGGCUGAUUACCGCAAGGGCACCAUUGAAACGUGCUUAUUGAAUGGCAAGGAUCGACAUGUAGUUCGACGAUUCCCUACAAAUGAGAAACCACAGAAGAUUGACGUGUUUGAAGAUUCACUGUACAUUAAACUGUACGACCAAAGUAUUAUCAAAAUGAAUAAAUUUGGAAAUGACAAUGGCACAUUCCUUUUGAAAGGCUACCGGUCGUCAGACAUUGCUAUAGUGCAUCCUUUGAAACAAAAUCGUAACACAACCAAUCCAUGUAAAUCCAAUCCGUGCUUCGAGCAGAAUGCAUUGUGUCUCCUCUCUCCGGACAAUGAUUCGGGUUUCACUUGCAGUUGUCCCAGCAAUCUUAUCACCACACAAGUAAAUGGGAAAUCUGUAUGCCGUGAAUUCGACUCAACUACGGAAAGCUGCCGGCUUAAAUGUGGCUCUGGACAUUGUAAGAUCGUCGAUCAUGUUCCCAAGUGCGUCUGUCCACCCCAAUUUGAUGGAGAACUGUGUCAGCACUAUAGAUGUUCUGACUAUUGUUUCAACCGCGGUGUAUGCAACAUUGAACCAGUCAAUGAAGAUUCCAAUAUACAUGAUUUGCCUGCGUUGACUUGCACCUGCCCACCAGAUUGGACUGGACCACGUUGUGAAAUCUCAGUGCCAGAUUGUCAGAGCCGAUGUCACAACGGAGGAUCUUGUGUUAUCCGAGCAAACGGAGCUCAAAAAUGUGAAUGCCCGCCUGGAUUCUUGGGUGAAAAAUGUGAACAUUGCAUUCAUUUGAGUUGCCAAAAUGGUGGAGUUUGCCGAGACACGGUGACAGGUCAAACACAAUGUGAUUGUCCAGACGGGUUCCAGGGUAAAAGAUGUGAGGUCGACGCUUGCUACAAUUAUUGUAAUGGCCACGGUCGCUGUACUGUUGGUAUAACCGGACCACAAUGUGAAUGCGAUCCGGGCUAUUGGGGAAAACAAUGUGAGGCCGAUUCAUGCGUUCGAUAUUGCCUCAACAACGGCUCAUGCACCGAUCAACACCAAGGUCUCUCCUGUAUAUGUCCAGAACGUUAUAUUGGUAAACGUUGCGAAAUCGACCGAUGUCAAACAGCCAAUCCUCCAAGCUUAUGUGAUGAAUUGACGGUACCAACUAGAACCCCUUGUUCUGGUGUUAUAUGUGAAAAUGGAGGAACAUGCUAUGCUAUUCAACAGGUUGGGGUUUGUAAUUGUACACCCCCGUGGAAUGGUCUUUUGUGUGAGAGGAACGUCGGUUUUGACAAUCCAUGCAACGGAUAUUGUUCAAAUGGAGGAAUAUGCACAGUUUACGAUUUCUCGAAACCAGUUUGCGCCUGUAUUGGAGAAUGGCAAGGACCUACAUGUAGUGAUCCUCCGCCAUGUACAGAGGAGUGUGGCGUCUGCCAAAGUGGAAGCUCAAUAAACGAAUGCAUGUGUGACAACGGAAGAAUUAGCUCUUGUAUGUCUACUUCGGAACGGUUGGACAAGCAUGCAGCUGUUGCCUCGAAAGGGACACCGAAGUUCCUUUUCAUUUUAGUGAUCAUUCUUUCCAUAUUAAUCUUAAGCAUUUCAUUAUUCGGCGGUGCCAUAUUAUUCUUAAAGAAACGACGAAUGGCUCAACCGUUCUCCCACGCUAGGCUGACGGACAAUGUGGAAAUAACCAAUCCCAUGUACUUGGCCGACAUAGAUGACCCUCCUGCGUUCGUUCAUGAAGACGAUAAGGGUAACUUUGCGAACCCCGUCUACGAAUCAAUGUACGCUGGUAGUACACAAGAUACCGAGAUCGUCGCCAAUAGCAGUAUAGCGCCCGACGAACGGAAAGGACUCCUGCAGGACUCACACGACGAACCAAAUACUCAAGAUAUUCUCUGAUGACCAACCCAAGGUUGAAGAGUCAUCGUCCAUCAACACAUUUAUGCAUUAAAUCACAUUCUUUGACUAUAAAUAAUUAGAAUUAACAAAAAGGACAAAAUCGAAACUGAACAAACAAUAAAAAUCGAAUUUAGUUAGAAGAGGUAAUGCCUGACUGUGUCUGUAACACUGAAAAAAAAACGCUAAUUGUAAAUAUCUAAAUCGAUUAUGCGAUUAUUCGUUUGGAAAUAUCUUUUCUAUUGUAAUUAUUUAAGUGAUGGAUAAAUUUCGUCUUUCUCGAAAUCCUAGAAACAAAUUGGCUAGAAGGAAACUUUCCCGUAGAAGCUUAUAAUAGAGUCAAUCGUUGAGAUUAUAGUUUUAAGUAGGAGAUUCAUUUCAAAUUCAUUUUAUAUUUUUUGUUUUUAUUUUUUAUUUUUUUACAAAAGUUACUUUCACCGGGAAGUAAUGUACGGACUAGAAUUUAUGUGAGUCUUCGUGAGCAGCUGUGUUUUAUAUAUAUAUAUACGUGGAUGAUGUAUAGGUAAUAUUUAAUAUUUUAUACGCCAUAACUGUAAUAUAUAUACAUAUUGACUGGACGAGAAGUAGCGAAUACAGUAAUGCUGCUGAAUACAGUGAGCAAUAAAUCCAUGGCAACUUAGAAGUACGUUAGGCAUCUUUUUAAACACUUUGUAUACUCGAUAAUAAGGCGAAAGGAAUAUAUAUGUUUUAUCGUAAGUGAUAAGCUACUUCCAACUUUUUAUACAGCUAUUAACUGAGACUUCUUUUGAAAUUUGAAAAUCAUGGAAAAAAAUGUGAAAUACAAUUUUCUCCAAGCAGUCAA
Messenger RNA from Hermetia illucens (black soldier fly), 15402 nucleotides. RefSeq names its product low-density lipoprotein receptor-related protein 1 (gene LRP1). The transcript has 44 exons. The coding region runs from base 441 to 14582 and encodes 4713 amino acids. The record is from RefSeq and is a predicted model, not a curated record. NCBI's taxonomy places the organism in Eukaryota, Metazoa, Arthropoda, Insecta, Diptera, Stratiomyidae. Gene Ontology annotation, molecular function: protein binding; calcium ion binding.